AUGAACUCCUCAGAGGCUCCCGUGAGCUUUUCCGAGGGUGAUGGCUUGGCUGAUCAGUUUCUCCGCAUAGAGCGAGAGCAGGCCCUCCGCCUGAAGGAGCUCAGCUUCCUCGAGCCCGUCGAGUACGUUUACAACCCCUUGGAAUACGCCUGGGAGCCCCACGAAGAUUACGUGCAUCGAUACUGUCGGUUCCGCAAGGAGGUGCUGUUUCUUGGUAUGAACCCAGGGCCUUUUGGAAUGGCCCAGACUGGGGUAAGAAGGCAAGCCGAGGUGGGGGAGAGUAAGUUGAGCUUGACAGGAUUUGGAACUUAAUCUGCAUCAGGGCUUCACCUUGUAAGCUCUUAUUUAAGGCUGUGGGGCUCGGCCCUGGGCCACUUGUAAUAAUAGGGAAGCGAGGGCCUUUGAACGUGUUCAGGGUGCUGUUUUUAUUACUUGGAGCAGCUGCAACAAGACUCCGGGCAUCAGGGAUUAGUGGGAAGGAUAUUCGGAUAAGACUUCAAGGCCUAGUAUGUGGAUCGACUUUAACAAAUAAAUCAGGCCCAUGUUUUUGGCUCCCCAUCAAGUCAAGGGACUAGCUAAGUUUUCUGAGGUACAGUUUUCUGCUGGCCACAUGACCCGGAAGCUGUACGCCAGCUCCCUCGGCCAAUAAAGUAAGAUGAGAUGUCCGUGACUGGACCUAACAGUCAGGGGUCCCUUUACCUUUAAAGGACCCGUAACAGUUAAGUCCAGUUUCUAACAACUCUGGGGGUUGUGGCGUUCAUCUCACUUUAUUGGCUGAGGGAGCCGACGUUUGUCUGCAGACAGUUUUUCCGGGUCAUGUGGCCGGCAUGUCUAAGCCACUUCUAGCAAAACCAGAGCAGAGCACGGAAACGCCGUUUACCUUCCCACCGGAGUGGUACCUAUUUAUCUACUUGCACUUUGACAUGCUUUCAAACUGCUAGGUUGGCAGGAGCUGGGACCAAGCAACGGGAGCUCACCCCGUUGUGGGGAUUCGAACUGCCGACCUUCAGAUCGGCAAGUCCUAGGCUCAGUGGUUUAACUCGCAUUCCAUGAGAUUGAAUUACCCACCCCUAAUUGAGAUCACGCCCUUCAGAUUUAGACGAGUUACUGCUUCUGCUGUGCCUUCCCAUAGCAGCUGCCCAAGUGGCAAAAUCACAGCACUGUGGAAGCUCCAUAAAGAAAGCAUUCUAAAAGGGGUGUGUGUGUUUUUAAGAAUGAAAUGUGGCUCCAGAUUUAACAAAAAACAGGUUAAUGUAUAUGAUAGCAGUGUCCCACACCGAAUGUAACUGACCUGCAGAAAGGACUCUAUGAAUUAAAAACAGAGAUGUUGUAUGUACCCUUGCUAUCUAUGAAAAUCUUUUAAUAAAAACAAAUUUUUAAAAAACACAGGUUGCAUCCAGCGCUACACCUACUCAGAACAGACCCAUUAAAAUUAAAAGAUAUGACUAACUGAGGUUCAUUAAUUUUAAUGGGUCUACUCGGAGUAGGACUAGCAUUGGAGUGAAACCCAGUGCAUUUUACGUGUUGCAGAUUUGGGAAAUGUAUGGCUUCGAGUCCAGCAAUGGCAGUGUAAGCACCUGGUGUGCUAAAGAUUCUUAUUGCAAACCACAGCAGCUAGAUAUAGGUAUAACAUAAAAUCACAGCGGCUCUAACUUGUUUUGAUGGUGGGGCCUCCAGGUUGCCUGUCUGUGAAAAGGAACUCAGUGCUGGCUAGAUGAUGGUGGGCGUUAAUAAAAUGACCCCAUGUGCGAGCGAGGCUUCCUGGCCAGCUCUUGUGUGCGAACGAACUGCACGAUUCCAGCGGAGAUACUUCUCUGCUGAAGAACUCUUCCUUGUUAUCUCUCUAGUUUCCUGCACGUGGCUUGGGCCUCGUGGGUGGAACUGGGGUGUCCUGACUUGUCCCAUCGUAGCGGAGUCAACACCCAGACAAAUAGCUUCGCGUCUGCUUUGAUGCUGAGCCAGGAAAGGACAGGAGUAGGGAAAUUGAUAGGGUGGCAAAGUGCUUGCUGUGAUAUUGCGAAGACUUAGCUUAAACAUGUAUAGGUGGGUAGGUGUAAACUGACUGAUUCUCUCCCCCCCCCCCCCGCGCGCGAUGCUAGAAGCAGUUAGCUCUAUGAUGUGGAUGUAGACACAACUUUGCUAAAGGGCAGCGGGUUGUGUGUGUAGGGGGGAAAGUUGUUUCUUUAACUUAAGCUAUGAUAACACAGGAAUUAGUCUGGAGAUCACAGUAAAACAACUGCUUCUGUUUCCUGUGGUCUGCCCACGCUGCAGACAAGCUGGUUUAAUAAGUCAUUCCUCUUCCUUCUGAGGAAUCCUAGGAAUUAUAACUGGGGGGGGGGGGGGCUCUAGCAAAAUCUUCAGCACCCUGAGACAAAGGUGCUGAAGAUCAGACCAUUGUUCCAUCUAGCUCAUAAGUUCCCAAAAUUAUUUGGCCUACCGCCCCCUUUUCAGGGGGGUGGGGAAGCACUCUGUGCCCCCCUGGAAAUCUACCUUCUUUAAGUGAACAGACAAAAAGGUGCAGUGACAAAUUUGCGUUCUUUUAUGUAUUUGUAUUUCUACAUACCUACAUCCUACAGCAUGGGUAGGCAAACUAAGGCCCGGGGGCCGGAUCUAGCCCACUCACCUUCCAAAUCCAGCCCGCAGACAAUCCAGGAAUCAGCAUGUUUUUAGAUGAGUAGAAUGUGUGCUUUUAUUUAAAAUGCACCUCUGGGUUAUUUGUGGGGCAUAGGAAUUCAUGCAUUUCCCCCCCAAAAUAUAGUCCGCCUCCCCACAAGGUCUGAGGGACAGUAGACUGGCCCCCUGCUGAAAAAGUUUUCUGACCCCUGUCCUACAGCAUAGUUCUUGUAAAUAAGACACCUUGAAGCUUCAAAUUAUAAAAUUAUUUAUAGCUCAGUUGGUUAGAGCAUGGUGUUGAUAAUGUCAAGGUUGCAGGUUCAAUCCCCAUAUGGGACAGCUGCAUAUUCCUGCCUUGCAGCAGGUUGGACUAGAUGGUCCUUAAGGUCCCUUCCAACUCUACAAUUCUAUGAUUUCUAUGAAAACCUAUAGGCAGCCAGAGUGAAGCCUGUCCGCUCAGCCUGAACCACCGCAGGGUGGAAGUAACCACUGCUACAUUGCCAAGUGCUGAGGAAGCUGUGGCAUUUUUGUUUUUGGGGGACAGGAGGUGGGCCUGGUCCUGAAUGGGGUAACUGUGCCCCUGAAGGACCAGAUGCGCAGCCUGGGAGUCACAGGUCAAUUCUGUGUCCAGGGCAGCUGUUUAUCAGCUCCAUCUGGUAUGCAAGCUGAGACCCUAUCUGCCUGCGGACUGUCUUGCCAGAGUGGUGCAUGCUCUGGUUAUCUACCGCUUGGACUACUGCAAUGCGCUCUAUGUGGGGAACCUUUGAAGGUGACCCAGAAACUACAACUAAUCCAGAAUGCGGCAGCUAGACUGGUGACUGGAAGCGGCCGCCAAGACCAUAUAACAACUGGUCUUGAAAGACCUACAUUGGCUCCAAGUACGUUUCCAAGCAAAAUUCAAAGUGUUGGUGCUGAUCUUUAAAGCCCUAAACGGCCUCGGCCCAGUAUAGCUGAAAGAGCGUCUCCAGCCCCAUCGUUCAGCCCCGAGGUCCAGCUCCGAGGGCCUUCUGGCGGUUCCCUCACUGCAAGAAGUGAGGUUACAGGGAACCAGGCAGAGGGCCUUCUUGGUGGUGGCGCCCUCCCAUCAGAUGUCAAGGAAAUAAACAACUAUCUGACUUUUAGAAGACAUCUGAAGGCAGCCCUGUUUAGGGAAGUUUUAAAGGUUUGAUAUUUUAUUGCUUUUUUAUUCUGUUGGGAGGAGCCCAGAGCGGCUGGGGAAACCCAGCCAGAUGGAUGGGGUAUUAUUAUUAUUAUUAAAUUGAUGAUGAUGAUGAUAAUAAUAAUAAUAAUAAUAAUAAUAAUAAUAAUAAUAAUAAAAAUUUUAUUUAUAUCCCGCCCUCCCCAGCCAAAGCUGGGCUCAGGGCGGCUAACAACGAUGGUGAAGAUGUACAAAUGGUUUUUCAACAUUUUAUUUCUUCUUUCUUUAUGCUUCUACCACUCCAUUAUUUUUAAUCAACUCCUCCCAAUUGCACCCAAGGCUACUACCUCCCCCCGGGAUCAUUCCAGCGCCCCCCAGGGGGCAAUAUCAUCCACUUUGGAAUCACUGAUCUAGCUACAUAAUAUCUACGCCGACUGACAGAGUCUCUCCAGGAUGUUCAGAGAGGGGUUUUUCCUACUUCUACCUAGAGAGGCUGGGAAAUUCUGCAUGCUCUUUGAAAACUGAAUUCAAUCCCAAAGUCUUAGCAUUCCAGUGGAGAGACCAUGCACGGCGUUAGAAGCCCCAUUCCGUGCUGCACACUUUCAUUCUUAUUUCCCUUUGGCCUGCCUUUUGAAAACCCAAUCCAUUUUGUGGCCUGUGUGAGCAUUUAAAUUUUAUGGAGAUCAGCGUCUGAUAACGAUAGAUGGAUUAGCCUCUCAUCACGAAAGCUUAUCCCACUCCCCUCCCCAAAGAAAAGAUACCAGUAGACGCUUUUCAGAGCAGCAGCUGGGCUGAGCUGGAAAACAGGAGGAGAGGUCUGUAUUUGGCUGGCCUGCACCGGAAGCUCCUGCCUCCCAUCCAAGAAAAACUUUAAUAAAAACAAUUUAAAAGAGAAGAAGCCCCUGUCUCUGUUGUCCACAAAACUGUUGUUCACAAUUAAGGCUUGCGAAGCAAAAGACUUCGCUGCACAGCCAGGUCCUCUGUAAGCUCAUCUCACAGCCCUAUAUAUGUUUACUACACAGAAGUAAGACUCAUGGGAUCAAUUAAGUUUCACUCAGAGGAGUCUUGUUGAAACGUAUGAACAGGACUAAGUUAGGUCCAUUGAUUUCAGUGUGUCUGCUCUGAGCAAAAUCGAGUUGAAAACCACCCAUGGUAUAAGAUCAGUUUUUCCCAACCUUGGGUCUCCAGCUGUUUUUGGACUACAAUUCCUAUCAUCCUUGACCCACUGGUCUUGCUAGCUAGGGAUGAUGGGAGUUGUAGUCCAAAAACAGCUGGAGACCCAAGGUUGGGAAAAACUGCUUAGAUGAAUAAUGAUUCCCAAAACCCCAUGAAACAUCCAUUUUUAUUCAUCUACCCUUGACUUUCCUACUUAUUAUUAUUUAUACAAGGCAUAGGCACACUCGGCCCUCCAGAUGUUUUGGGACUACAAUUCCCAUCAUCCCUAGCUAAAAGGACCAGUUGUCAGGGAUGAUGGGAAUUGUAGUCCCAAAACAUAUGGAGGGCCGAGUUUGCCUAUGCCUGAUUUAUACAGUGGUACCUCAGUUUAAGAACAGCCCUGUUUACGAACUAUUUGGUUUAUGAACUCUGCAAAGCUGGAAGUAGUGUCCUGGUUUGGAAACUUUACCUCGGUCUAAGAACGGAAGCUGAACGGUGGAAGGGCACUGGCGGCAGGAGGCCUCGUUAGGGAAAGCGCGCCUCGGUUUAAGAACGGACUUUCAGAACAGAUUAAGUUUGUAAACCGAGGUACCACUGUAUAUGGCAUUUCUUCCAAAAUGAAUCUUACAGUGGCACAAGAACAUAAAAGAGUCCUGCCAGAGGAGGCCAGAGGCCUAUUUAGUCCAGCAUCUUCUCACAGCAGCCAAUCUGAUGCCUAUGGGAAUCUUGCUAGCAGGACCUGAAUGCAACAGCUUCCCCAAUUGUGAUUUCCAGCAGCUGUUAUUCAGAAGCUUACUGCCUCUGGCAUAUGUAGUCUUCACAGGUACUAAUUAGACCUAGACCUCUUCUUAGGUGAUCUUGAGCAGCUAUGCAAGGAAAUAAUUGUGGUACCCCCAUGGAGUAAUCUGGAUUCUCUCUGUGGUGAAGAUCCCUAGUAGAGGUUUCACCAUGAAGCUGUCUUCUUCUUUGUCACUGAGGAGGAAUGGUGGGAGCCUCCCCUUCCCCCUGCUCCUGCUCCUAAAUCUUCCCAGGAGCAAGAGGACAAUAUAGAUUUCGAACAGUGGUUUGCAGAGGGACAUAGUUCAGAAGGCAGAAGCUGGGAAAUAUUGGAUGGGGAACAGCUAGGAGAAGAAACACUGGAAGAGAGAGGGUUAACAGUUUCACAGUCUCUGGACAACAUUCCUCCACUCAGCCCAAGGUCAAGAAGAGCUCAGAAAGUGUCAGAACAGAAAGCACAGAGGAUACAAACUCAGAUUACAAAACGUAGGAGUGACGUAGAUUAAUAGGGAUGGAAGGGAGUGGAAUCCUUAAUUGGGAGCACCGCCAUUUCUAGGAGAUGUGUUCUUUGUUCUCUUGCUGUGAUUAUUAAAGUUUCUAACUGGUAAGAUUACCCGAAGCCUGACAUCCGCCUAGUCUUGGGGCUACUUGCUAAGGACGUUGUAUUUUAACUUGUUUACUUCCCUCCUCUCUGAAAUAGAUUAAUUUGGGGCGCCUUUUCUGACAAAUUGGGAGUCCCACAGAAAUCCCAAAGCAAAUGCAGAUCUGUCAAAUCCUAUGGAGUCAGACUCUUUCCCAUCAGAUCCUGAUUUCCAUGUGAUGGUUCUUGCUCCCUUGUAGGUGCCCUUUGGAGAGGUGCAGCUGGUCCGAGACUGGCUCCAGGUCCGUGGGCAGGUGUCCAAGCCACCAAGGGAGCACCCCAAGAGACCUAUCCGGGGCCUGGAAUGCCCCCAGACGGAGGUGAGCGGCGCCCGCUUCUGGGGCUUCUUCCGCUCCUUGUGCGCCAGGCCUGAGGUGUUCUUCCGCCACUGUUUUGUUCACAACCACUGCCCGCUUCUCUUUCUUAGUCACAGCGGACGCAACUUGACUCCGGCCGACCUGCCGGCCGCCAAGCGUGAACAGCUCCUGCAGGUCUGUGACGACGCUCUGUGCGAAGCCGCCAAGCUCUUGGGCGUCAACAUGGUGAUUGGCGUGGGGCGCUUUGCUGAGCAGCGCGCCCGCAAGGCCCUGUCGGCUGCUGGGAUCCCAGUGCGAGUCGAGGGGGUGAUGCACCCAUCACCUCGCAACCCCCAGGCCAACAAGGGCUGGGAUGCCAUCAUCCGAGCAAAACUGGAGGAACUCGGUGUGCUGGCUCUCCUUGUGGAAUGA
Messenger RNA from Podarcis lilfordi (Lilford's wall lizard), 7051 nucleotides. The record is from the annotation of a GenBank genome assembly. NCBI's taxonomy places the organism in Eukaryota, Metazoa, Chordata, Lepidosauria, Squamata, Lacertidae.